UGUAUCAAACCACAAAGUGUUUGCUCAAAACAAAGACAAAGGAUCAAGGUAGAAACCAAUUUAAUAUACCACCGCGUGGUACCUGUGCCACCGGUUGUGACCGCCGUAAGAAAAGCCCAAUAACAGGUGGCUCCGCGCCGCGGCAGGUGAAUCAGUUUCUUUUUUUUUCUUUUUUCAACUUUUCUAGUCGAUGUACGUUCCAUUGUUUUCGAGCGACAUACACAGUACUUACCUGACAGGGCGUAUUGAAGACGUCGUGUCCGAAACUUAAUCCGUUGGUCGUGCAAGCCACAAGUGUCAGCAGGAGAAAAGAGAAAUGACGAUUUUGAGGAAGAAUGUGUCGCGAUAGAUGCAACUGAUUGCAUCGUUUCUCGUCGAACAGGUAGAGGUUAUAUGUACGAUAUUUUAUCAGUGGUGUAUGUAUGAAAGCUCGUGGCUGUGAUAAAAUAAACAGCAAAAUAAUGCCGCCGUCAUCCCAUACAAAUUGGACUAAGCCCCUUUUGAAGAAUAGACAAACAAUGCAAAUGCAAGCGAAACGAACGACAUGCACAGCACAGAAUCAAAAUUCAAACGGUAGUGGUACGGAACACAAUGGUAUUCCGCUCGAUAGAAGAAUCAAAGUCGUUCUAGUAGGUGAUGGUGCUGUUGGAAAGACCAGCCUCGUUGUAUCUUAUUCGACGAAUGAUUUCUCCGGAGAAUACGUGCCCACUGCUUUCGAUAAUUAUAAUGUGGUUGUUAAUGUCGAUGGUCAGCCAGUAAAUAUUCAGCUGUGUGAUACAGCAGGACAAGACGACUUUGAUCCUUUGCGAUCAUUAUGUUAUCCAGAAACAGAUGUGUUCCUAGUCUGCUUCAAUGUUGUAUGCCCUUCUUCUUAUCAUAAUGUAGCAUCUCGUUGGAUAAAUGAAAUACGAAAAUAUUGCCCAAAUGCACCCAUUAUUUUGGUAGGCACAAAGAGUGAUUUAAGGCCAGAUGUACAUCGUACAUUACAAUUAGCAAGAUAUGGCCAAACGCCGAUUACAACUACCCAAGGUCAUCAAUUGGCUCAAAGAGUAGGUGCUGUAAGUUACGUAGAGACAUCAGCAUUAACUCAACAUGACCUUAAAGAGGCAUUUGACCAAGCAAUAGUUAGUGCUCUUAACACAAGACGAGGCGGUGCUAGUUUAUUAUAUAAACGCAGGAAAGCUUUACCAUUAUGGCGCAGAUGGUUAUGUUGUUGGGAAAGGCCUUCAAGUGGUGCAUAAAUAUAAUUAUUAGACUCUCUAGAAUGUCCUGUGAUCAAGUACGGCUACUUUGUUAUCGGAAUUUUUUAAAACUUAUUAAUAUUUCAAUUAGUUCAAAAGUUCGAUUUUAUUAAUGGAUAACAAAUAUUUGUGAUCUUCUGAUUAUUUUAUCUAUUACAUUAACAAAUACCUCUUUCAAUAUUUAAAAAAUAAUACAAUAAAUUUAGACUUUCAGUGAACUUAGCAUCAAUAUCUGAAAAUAAAUGAUUUUUCACGAUUUUUUAAUUGAGUAGUAUCUUACGCAUACAUUUUGUUCAUUAACAAAUUGUAUAAUGCAUACUUUAUAGAAGAUGUAGAUUAUAAUCUCUCUACUUUUUCUACAAACUUAGGGGAUUGUAUCAGAAUGUUCUGAUAGCUAGAACGUAUGCCGUUAAUAAAACCUGAAGCCAGAUGUGGCAUAAUUUAUUAUAACAUUAAACAUAUUUUUGUUACUAGUAUGUAAUUGGCUGCUUGCCGGUUGUGAUUUUUCCUUUAUCUAUAAGAUCAUUAAUUCUAAAACUUAAACAUGCAUCAUUAUCGCAUUAUUAUUAAUAUUACAUCACAUAAACAAUAUUUAAUCCUGUAUUUUUCCGCGUUGCGAGAUUUACAUAAGAUAUAAAUUUUGGUUAAUAGAUAAAAGUUUUCAAAAUGUUAACCCUUUGCAUGCUCAUUUGUAAUUGUUUAUAACAAUCAAAAUAUGUUAUUUAUUAAUUACUGAAUAUUAAAUAUGCUGAAAAGUAUGAUCUACUAUCUGAAAAUAAAAUGUAAAUGUUUAUUUUUAAUUAAAAAACAAGAGUGCAAAGGGGGUUACAUAUACAUUACAUUAAAAUUAUAUCAUUGCAUUGUUACUACGCACAUAAAUCAAAUCAGUUAUUUAAUAACACACAUUUAUGUAAUACGCAUAAUAUUUGUAUGAAUAAUCUAAUUAUUUGCAAGUACUACUUUCAUACACUGUUUGGAAAUGAAAUAUGAUUAUGAAAACAAUGGAUUUUUAUGGAGUAUUAGAAGAAAUUACUGUUGAAAAUAUUAGUAAGCGCUGUGAUUAUAAAACUUAAAAUUUUUCAAACACUUUUCAUUUUUGUACAUAAAACGUAAAAAGAUACAAGACUGUUAAUAAGUCUUAAAUCUGCUCCCAUGUGACACAAUUUUGAAAGGUGAAAUUAUAUCCUAUAUUAUCUAAAUUAAGCUUUCAAUGAAUUGAUAUCUAGUAAAUACAAUGUUAUCUAGAUCCUUUUAAUAUCAUGUUUCUUUUAUUUCUUUUUCCACAGUGGAACUAGAAUAAUGAUAAAGAGAGAAAGAAUAAAGACUAGGAACUUUGAGUUAAAAGCAAUAAUUGUUGUGUAGCGCGUUACGUUAUUUUAUCUGUUUACAUAAUUAUGAAUAUUUCAAAGUAAUUUUUACAAUUAGUUCAACCCAAUACAUAGAACAAAUUGUUUUAUAAAUUUUCGUAAAACUGUCGAAAUUCAGUUGCAUAUUUAAAAAAAUGAUAAGAAAUAUUGACAUCUCAAGAUAUUGUAUUUUAC
This is a messenger RNA of Colletes gigas, 2782 nucleotides long. Its product is annotated as ras-related C3 botulinum toxin substrate 1-like. The record is from RefSeq and is a predicted model, not a curated record. The coding region runs from base 423 to 1241 and encodes 272 amino acids. Gene Ontology annotation, molecular function: GTPase activity; GTP binding. Lineage: Eukaryota; Metazoa; Arthropoda; Insecta; Hymenoptera; Colletidae. The transcript has 3 exons. Gene Ontology annotation, biological process: small GTPase-mediated signal transduction.